Paraglomus occultum is the source of this 129-nucleotide messenger RNA. Lineage: Eukaryota; Fungi; Glomeromycota; Glomeromycetes; Paraglomerales; Paraglomeraceae. The record is from the annotation of a GenBank genome assembly.
ACCGUUCAAAAAGGUCGCACUGUUCACGACGGCCAUUACCUUGCGCGCAAAGAACUAAUGCAAGACUCCGGUUUGCGCAUGUUAGAGCAACAUCUAACGGACUCGUCCAAAAAGACGAAGUUUCUAUGA